UUGUUAUCCAUUAAUCCGAAGCCAAUCCCAGAGACGACGGACGCAGUGCUCAAAGAGGAGGAAUCGGUGCUGAAGAUUAAGCACCGAAUUGAGGGCCAGAAUAUAUUCCAUGGUUCGGGUCCUGAUCUCGAAGAGCUGCAAAUGCUUACGUAUACACCGAAACACGUGUGGAAGAAACGACCACUCAAGAGAACGAUUCCCAUUCCUCCGCAUCCAAGACCUGGCAUUUAGACAUUUGUUAGGCUUUAGAUUACAAUACAAUUCAUUAGUACCGCAAGAAUCCAUGUUUUUACCAAAUUCUUA
Medioppia subpectinata is the source of this 303-nucleotide messenger RNA. Lineage: Eukaryota; Metazoa; Arthropoda; Arachnida; Sarcoptiformes; Oppiidae. The record is from the annotation of a GenBank genome assembly.